AUGAUGGCUGAUAGACCUGGAUUUAAAUUUACAUUAGAAAAAAAUGAUGAAAUAAAUUAAUUAGGUGUUACAGUAUUUAUGCCAGAAUAAAAAAAUUCUGAUUUAGAUUGGGAUUAUUUAGCAGGAUAUGAAUAGUAAAAAAGAGAUAUUGAAGAUACAGUACUUUUAUCACUUUAAUAUCCUGAUAUUUAUGAUAAAAUUACAAAUGUUACAAGAAUGAAAUAAGAACCUAAUAGACCUAAGGCUGUAAUAUUUGAAGGACCACCAGGGACUGGAAAAACAACUUCAGCAAAAAUAAUUGCAUAAUAGGUUAAUAUUCCUCUAAUUUAUAUGCCUUUAGAAGCUUUUAUGUCUAAGUUUUACGGAGAAUCAGAAAAAUAAUUAUCAGAUAUAUGGGAAGCUUGUAAAUAAUUAGGUAAAACAAUAAUUUUUAUUGAUGAAAUUGAUGCAAUAGCAGGAUCAAGAGAUUCUGAUAUGCAUGAAGCAUCUAGAAGAAUUUUAUCAACUUUAUUAAGAAAAAUAGAUAGUUUUGAAAGUAAUUAAGAUGUUCUUUUGAUUUGUGCGACUAAUAGAAAAUAAGAUUUGGAUGCAGCUAUGCUUUCUAGAAUCGAUAUUUCUAUUAAAUUUGAAAAUCCAGAUACUCUUUCAAGAGAAGCUAUUUUUAAAAGAUAUGCUAAACAAUUGAAUUAAAACUAAUUAUAAUAAUUGGCCUAAAUGUCUGAUAAUUUUUCAGGAAGAAAUAUUUCUGAUGUUUGUAAAGAUGCGGAAAGGCGGUGGGCUAGUAAAUUAAUAAGAAAAGAAGUUGAAGGUAAUGCACCUGAUUUCGAAUAAUAUAAGUCUUCAUUAUUAAAUAGACUUGGAUAAGGUUUAAAGUGA
Ichthyophthirius multifiliis is the source of this 876-nucleotide messenger RNA. RefSeq lists its product as hypothetical. Gene Ontology annotation, biological process: proteasome-mediated ubiquitin-dependent protein catabolic process. NCBI's taxonomy places the organism in Eukaryota, Ciliophora, Oligohymenophorea, Hymenostomatida. Gene Ontology annotation, molecular function: ATP hydrolysis activity; ATP binding; proteasome-activating activity. The record is from RefSeq and is a predicted model, not a curated record. The transcript has 5 exons. Gene Ontology annotation, cellular component: proteasome regulatory particle, base subcomplex.